Messenger RNA from Etheostoma spectabile (orangethroat darter), 1588 nucleotides. It is a transcript of the gene tank, whose product is annotated as TRAF family member-associated NFKB activator. The transcript has 8 exons. The coding region runs from base 296 to 1312 and encodes 338 amino acids. Gene Ontology annotation, biological process: negative regulation of canonical NF-kappaB signal transduction. The record is from RefSeq and is a predicted model, not a curated record. Lineage: Eukaryota; Metazoa; Chordata; Actinopteri; Perciformes; Percidae.
GGUAAGAGGACACUCACUCACUGGCAGCAAGGGGAACUGAUCUGUGGAGUCGUUGCUCGGUCGCUUAAUCCGCAACCGGUUGAAUGAGCUAUGGCUAACCGGCCAGUUACGGUUUAAGGAAUACGGAACUGUGUGGAUUAGGGUUUGAAUGACACUUUAAAGUGCUUCCAUACUGUGCCUCGGUGGGCUUCAACGUUAGAGUUAGUGUAGUGCAAUUCCUGUGGCUUCAUCCAGCAGCCGGUGGUGUGACAGGGCUCAUGUCUGCUGUGUCAGGGAUGACUGUGGAGCACACGGCAUGGAAAGGAACAUCGGAGACCAGCUCAAUAAAGCUUUUGAAGCUUAUCGCCAGGUCUCCAUCGAAAAGGACAAUGCUAAAAAGGAGCUGCAACAAAUGAGUGAAUUUUAUGAGCGAUACACUCAAAAACUUCAAAAGCAGAUAGAGGACCAGCAGCAGUUGAUUUCAAAACUUGAAGCUAAGUUAUCAGCAACAAGGCAACCAUCAGGAGAAAUGAAAUGUGAGCCUGCCAAUCAUCUCCUUGAUGGGGCCAGUGCUUUUAAGAAAAUACAGUACCCGGAGAACCUGGUCACUGCUGCUGUGGCUCCUAAUAAGCAAGUCAGCGUUGACUAUCAGAACAUGCUGGAUGCAUUUGAAGCAAUUGAAGGGAAAUUCCGGCAGAUUCGCUCUCUUACCAGAAGACAAAAAGAUCACCUAAAAAGAUUCCAUGGAGGAAUCGAUGCAUCAAACGAUCAGCGGUUCUCCAUGCCCAUCCAGUGCACAGACCGUACAGCAGAGGCAGAGACACCCUUUUCCUCAGCGCAAAGGUCAGCAGUGGAUAUCCCGCUCCCGCCUACGUCUCUGGCGUCCCGUGGCGCUAGCCCUGAGGACAGGGACUUAGUAGACUCUCUCACCAAACUCAGUGUCAAAUUCCCGCCCUCCGCGGACAGUGAAUAUGACUUCCUGAACAGUACUCCAGAGAGACACAUUGGUCUGACCAUGCCCACGAAGCGGCCUCUCAGUAGUGUCCCCUCCACAUUAACAGAAGAGGAGCCCGUUGAACCCAUGCCUUUUUUCUACCCUUCAUCCCCCUCCCACUCAACAUCAUCUUCGCUCUCCCAGGAGUGCGUACGGGGACCCCAGCAGCCUCUCUGGAGCCCUGAGCUGUGUGAUGCAGUUGAUGUGGGGACAGAGCUAGCGACGCCUCAGAGCAGCAGUCCCGAUAAAUGUGCUUUCUGCCAUGCUGUGGUUCCUCAGGACCGAAUGAACAGCCACCUCUACUCGCAUUUCUCUCCUAAGAAUGAAGCCAACAAUUGACAGUGAAAGACUGACAGGCCCCUGGUCACAACUACUCCAAGACUUACUGUAUUCAUGGUCUAGUCCUGCCUGCCAUGAAGAACAUGCGCUGUAAAGGAUUUGAAAUUACACUGCAAUAAGACUUGAAUCCCUUUAUUUAAUAGUGAAGAAUUCAAUGGUACACUUUCUUGGUCAUUAUAUUUUUCUAAUAUCACUCUGAGAUUUUUCUCUAGUACUAAGUGACGAUGAUGCAUAAUAUGGUAUAUAUGAGCAAAUAAAGCAGACAUUUACUCUUUA